Aureococcus anophagefferens is the source of this 2127-nucleotide messenger RNA. RefSeq lists its product as hypothetical. The record is from RefSeq and is a predicted model, not a curated record. Bases 1 to 2127 code for a protein of 708 amino acids. NCBI's taxonomy places the organism in Eukaryota, Pelagophyceae, Pelagomonadales, Pelagomonadaceae. Gene Ontology annotation, molecular function: dioxygenase activity. The transcript is spliced from 2 exons.
AUGCGCCUCGCCGCGCGCCUCAGGCUCUCGGCGGCGCGCCUCGGGUCGCGGUCGCGCGCGCUCUCGGCGGCGCCGGUGCGCUUCCAGACCAUCGCCGACGAGCCGCUGCUGGAGGUGGCCUGCUUGCGGCGCGAGGCCGCGGUCAUCGAGGGCGCGCCCGUCGUCGUCGAGCGGGACACGACGCGCGCCCUGCUCGACGCCCUCGCAGACCUCGCGGCGCGGCCCGCGGCGGAGCUCGCGGCGCCGACGCUCGACGGCGACACGGACUGGGAGCUCGACGGCUUCACGACGUACUCGAGCAAGUCGUUCCGCCUCACGUGCGCGCGGUCCGGCGCGGCGCGGCGGCCCCUGCCGCGGCGCGACGCCUACCUGCUCACGGGCCCCCGCGGCGCGGGCAAGAGCGUCGCGCUGGCCACCGUCGUCUCCUGGGCGCGCGCGAACGGCUGGCUCGCGCUCUACGUGCCCCGGGGCUGGGACGUCGCGAACGCGGGCGACUACGUCGUGCCCUCGCCGCACCACGCGGGCAUGUUCGAGGAGCCCCGGGGCAGCCGGGCCCUGCUCGAGGCCUUCGACGCCGCGCACGGCGGCCAGCUCGCGGCCGUGGCCGUCAAGGACGAAACCGUCGCGGACCGGUGGGGCGCGGCGACGCUCCGGGAGUUGCUGGACGCGGCGCUCGCCAAGGACCGGCUCGACGAGGCGUCCACGGCGCUGAGCGACCUGCGCUUCGAGCUCGGCCGCGCGACGGAGUUCCCCGUGCUCCUCGCCGUCGACGAGUACACGUCGUUCCUCGGGCGCACGGACUACUUCUACGACCACGCGCGCCUCGCGCCCGCGGACCUCGUGGCCGUGUCCGCCCUCGCGCCCCUCGGCGCCGCGGGCGUGCCCGAGGCGCACCGCCUCGCGCGCGGCUGCGCCGUCCUCGCGGACUCGUGGAGCCGCGGCCCGCCGGGCAUGGGCGACGGCGACAAGCGCAAGGCCGCGCCGCACGCGCCCUUCGAGCUCAAGCUUGGCGCCUACAGCCGCGACGAGUUCCGGGCGGCCCUCGACCGCUACAAGGCCGCCGGCUACUUCGAGGCCGACCUCGACGCCCACGACCCGCUGCAACGGACGCGCAUGGCGGCCUUGGACGAAUCGACCGUGCCCAUCGUCGACAUCGCGCCCUUCGCCGCCCCGUCCCUCUACGACGACGCGGCGCGCGCGACGGCGGCGCGCGCCUGGGACGCGGCCAUGACCGAGGUGGGCUUCGCCGUGAUCGUCGGCCACGGCGUGCCGGCGAAGGUCGUCGAGGACCUGCGCGCGGGCGCGGGCGACUUCUUCUCGCGCGACGCCGCCGAAAAGCUCGCGUACCGCCACGGGCCCUACGGGAACCCGCUCGGCGGCUACACGGCCAUGGGCACGGAGGCCGUCUCCCGGACGCGCGACGCCCACGGCUCCGACGCCGGCGGCGCCGGCGGCUUCGAGGCGGCGCUCCCGGACCUCGUCGAGUCCUUCGUCUUCAAGCCCGACGAGGCGACGAGGCCGAAGCCGCCGGCGCUCGAGGCCGCGGGCCGCGCCUACCACGCGGCGCUGCUGGGCGUGCUCGACACGCUGCACGCCGUGACCGCGGCGGCCCUGGGCCUGCCGGCGGGCUUCUUCGACGAGUUCUACGCGCCGGGGGCGGACGUGUCGCUGCGCCUCGCGUACUACCCGCCCGUGCCGGCCGCGGCGCGGAACUCGUCGGCCGUGCGCUACGGCGAGCACACGGACUACACGGGCUUCACCAUCCUGCUCCAGGACGACGCGGACGUCGGCGACCUCGGCGCCGGCGGCCUGCAGGUCCUGCGCAAGUCGGGCGCGUGGACCGCGGUCCGGCCCGUGCGCGGGGCCUUCGUCGUGAACAUCGGCGACCUCUACGAGAUCUGGACCAACGGCCGCUGGCGCUCGACGGUGCACCGCGUCAUGAAGCCGCCGCCGGACUCGCCCGCGGCCGACGCGCCGCGCCUGUCGAUCCCGUUCUUCACGGGGCCGCACGGCGACGCGGUCAUCGAGGCCAUGCCGACCUGCGUCGACGACGACCACCCGGCGAAGUACGCGCCCGUGAAGGCGCUGGACCACCUCCUCAGCAAGCUCGCGGCGUCGAAUACGUAA